Psammomys obesus (fat sand rat) is the source of this 2477-nucleotide messenger RNA. RefSeq names its product fibronectin type-III domain-containing protein 3A-like. NCBI's taxonomy places the organism in Eukaryota, Metazoa, Chordata, Mammalia, Rodentia, Muridae. Gene Ontology annotation, molecular function: protein binding. The record is from RefSeq and is a predicted model, not a curated record.
AACAGAUUUACAAGGGCCCUGAUACUUCAUUCCGGUAUGCCAGCCUUCAGCUCAACUGUGAGUAUCGAUUUCGCGUGUGUGCCAUUCGCCAAUGCCAGGACCCUGUGGGGCACCAGGACCUGGUAGGUCCCUACAGCACCACAGUGUUCUUCAUCUCCCAGAGGACAGAGCCCCCGGCCAGCACCAACAGAGACACUGUGGAUGGCGCGCGGACCCAGCGCACUCUUAGUGACCAGCAGUGUGCCGCCGUCAUCAUGGUGUUGUUUGCUUUUUUUUCCAUUCUGAUUGCCUUUAUCAUUCAGUACUUUGUAAUCAAGUGAAAAUAUAACUUUAUUUUUAACACUGUAUUACAUUUUAUUUUGUCAUGUACUAAAAUUAUUUCUGUAUUUCUUUUACAAAAUGGUGGCAUUUAGCACUGGCAUUGAGACUAUAUAUUAAAACAUGGUUUUGGCCUUUUCAGUGCUUAUGUUGUUAGGCAAAAGCUGACACUUCGUGAGAGUUCAGCCACAGAAACAUCAGUCUGGGGAGGACUGGUUCUUUUAUUCUUGGGUUGGGGCUUCCCCACUUUUUUCUUUUUUUUUUUCUCUCCUCCCACCCCCACCCCACAUUGGAUAUGCCUUCUAGUAGAACAAACUUCCUAAAAGGCAGCAUUUAUGAUUGUUUUGACCAGUCAGCAUGAGUAAAAAUAGCCACAUCUAUUUGUUUUGAAGAUGAUUGAUUACCAUGUGAAAUUUUCAGAAUGAUUAGAAUUUACACUAACGUGCUCUACGAAACUUGUUCAAGUCUGAUGCUGUGAAAGCAAUCUAGUGCUAUAUUUCUACCUCCUCAUUUGUCUUAAUUGUUUGGUAAGUAGAAUUUUGAUGAAAACUGGAGGGCUUAGGAAACAGAAACUGGAUGAAGGAAUCUGAGGGAGAAAAAGAAGCUCCUGUUUGGUCAUUGUGGAGUUCUUCCGUACACAUACACAUGAAUUCACAAGUAAGUCUAAGAAAGCACAGACCCAGAAAUGUCAAUCUUUACUUGAACAGUACCUCUUUUUGGGAUUUGAGAACAGAGGACAUUUAAAUAAUAACUAAAUUUGAAGCCCUUAGCUUCUGUUUUCUGGGCCUUUAAACUGUGUGUUCGCGUGUGUGCAUGUGUGUGUGUGUGUGUGUGUGUGUGAGUGCAUACAUGUACAUAGGAGCUGUGUGCAAGACUGUCAGGUAAGGAGACGUGUCUGCGCUCACCACCUGGUCUAGGCUAGCUUUGAAGGACUCCCAGUGGCUUUGCAGCAUCUCCUAUAACUACUGCCGUUGCCAUCAGAAUUUCUAAUCAAACUCAACCUUUUUGUUUGGGGUACCAAAUCUGAAGACAAAAUUAAUUUGCACCAGUAAACUUCAAGCUGCUUUCUUUCUUUGAGAAACUAAUGUUUAAUGUAUAAUGUCUGUUUGGAUACUGUUCCAAAUUGUCGAUUGCAUGUGGGUACCGCUGCAUUAGAGCACUUUGCAAAUUGCACAGUUCAUUAAUGUUUUGUGAGCUUGCAUUUGUGAGUUGUUGGAUGGUCAGAUUGAAUUUUGUCAUAUCACAUUGUACAUCUCACCUCGAUAUCAAUGACUGCCAGUAAUAAUACAGUCUGCAAUGAAUUUAUAUGAAAAUUUUGUUUUAUCACAUCUGUUAUCUGUAGACAUCUGUAACUAGCUUCUUUAAUUUAUUAUUUUGAGUUUUAGAGUAUUGGGUCACUAAUUUUUAGUUGCUGAGGUCUGCAUUUUAGUGAUUACUAAGCACUCUGUCUGUCAAAAAGUAAUGUAUGUUUUGUGCUUUGAUGAACUUUGAAGAGUUUCCCUUAUAAUAGAAUGGGCAUGUAUUGUAAUUGUUUUAUGUCAAAUGAUCUGCGCUAUAGAAAAAAACAUUAACCUUUACUCGAAAAAGAAACAGAUAAACUUGGCCUCUCCAAGUGUAAGAAAACCCUGUCACUAUAAUAUACUGUAUGUUUACAUUUUAUUUAAUCUCUUACCAAUAGGGUGAUAACUUGUCCCCCAAACAACAGCGAUUACGAUUGUUUUCUAGAAACUUCUUAAAGUGCCACAUUUGGCAGUACAAAUGAGUCUGAGUGUAAGAGCCCAGAGAUUUCUAUAUAGUUGAAUGUCUAAAAUGGUAAAAUGUGCCACAUAGUGGCUUAUGUUUUUCAUAGUAAUUCAAAUGAACUCCUAUUUUUGAUAGUAAAUGUCAUUUAAUAGUGUACUUGCCAUUUGAACCUCACUGCAAUGUUAGUGCAGAGGAGAAAACAAUUUUUAAUGUAAUCUUGAUUUUACCUCAUAUAUUGUACAUUCCAAAAACUCAACUUUUUAAAGAUGAUAGAUACACUACCAAACAUAUCACCUUAAAAUUGUAUACAGUUGAGCUUCAUACAAGUGAAAAAAUAUAAUCUCAUAAUAUAUAAAGUAUGUAGCAAAGUAUCUGUAAAAUCCAUGAAAAAUAAAAGUUGUAUCAUUCUUUUUUGA